UCUUUAGCUUCCUUUAUCUCUUUUAUAGCAUGGGUUGGAGCCCUGGCCAUGGGGAUGAUAUUCUUCUGCUCUCCCAUUGUGAGUAUCUUCACUGACCGGAUUGGCUGCAGAGCAACGGCAGCCUCAGGUGCAACCAUCGCCUUCAUUGGACUCCUCUCCAGCUCUUUCACAAAGUCCCUUGAAGUCCGCUACUUCACCUAUGGGAUCCUCUUUGGAUGCGGCAGCUCCUUUGCUUUCCAGCCCUCUCUGGUAAUUCUUGGUCAUUACUUCAAACGUCGCCUGGGCUUGGCAAAUGGCAUCGUGGCUGGCGGCAGCUGCCUCUUCUCAAUAUCCCUUCCGUUCUUUUUGAAGACUGUCGGUAAAGCCAUUGGGCUGGCUCACACUUUCCAAGUCCUCAGUGCCUUUAUGUUUAUCCAGAUACUUUUGUCUCUGACUUUCCGGCCCCUCUUGCCUCCUUCUUCUGACUCUCACCAGGACGGGCGAGAUAAACUGGCCAGCCGGAGCAUGAAACAGCAGUGCGGGAACCAGAUGCAGAAUUAUUUCAGCAUGAGGGUUUUCAGGAAAAAGACCUACCGGAUAUGGGCUUUUGGAAUCGCCACUGCCGUCCUGGGAUACUUUGUACCUUAUGUGCAUCUGAUUAAGUAUGUGGAGGAGGCAUUUAAGGAAAACCAAAAGGAUUGGAUUCUCUUGGUUUGCCUUGGAGCCAUGUCAGGGCUUGGACGCUUGGUUUCUGGCCGGAUUGGUGACUGCAUUCCUGGACUGAAGAAGAUUUACUUGCAGGUUGCCUCCUUUAUGCUUUUGGGCCUCAUGUGCAUGAUGAUCCCACAGUGCCAAAAAUUUGAAGAUGUUAUUGUUGUCUGCCUCUUUCUUGGACUUUGUGAUGGUUUCUUUAUAACUAUCAUGGCUCCCAUAGCCUUUGAGUUGGUUGGACCAAUGCAAGCUUCUCAAGCUAUUGGCUAUCUCCUGGGUCUUAUGGCCAUCCCAAUGACUGCCGGCCCACCAAUAGCAGGAUACCUCCAUGAUUAUUUUGGGACUUACCACCCAUCCUUUUACUUUGCUGGAAUUCCCCCAAUUAUCGGGGGCCUGGUCUUGUCUGUCGUGCCUCUGGUUCAUCAAAGAAUGCUCAAGAAACAGCAGCCGGAUUCUGGCAAAGACAAAAUGUUGGUUUCGGAGACCGUCAUGAAUGGAGAGCUCCUUCCAGGCUGUCCUACCACUGAGGCACACAUAUAAAGCCUUUUUCCAGUCCCUCACUCCCAGAGACACACAUACACAUGUACACACUGUGUUGACACCAGCAUCUUCCCCCUGUCUAAGCACAGGCCCUUUUUUAAAAGGAGCAUAAUCCUGUGCAGUUGCAGAUGUGCUGCAAUAUAUUUGUUAGGGCUGUGCGAAGCUUCGGGUACUGAUUUGAUUUGGAUGAGAUUCGGCCUGAUUCAGC
Messenger RNA from Gavialis gangeticus (Gharial), 1438 nucleotides. It is a transcript of the gene SLC16A2, whose product is annotated as solute carrier family 16 member 2. NCBI's taxonomy places the organism in Eukaryota, Metazoa, Chordata, Crocodylia, Gavialidae. The transcript has 5 exons. Gene Ontology annotation, molecular function: monocarboxylic acid transmembrane transporter activity; thyroid hormone transmembrane transporter activity. Gene Ontology annotation, biological process: transmembrane transport. The record is from RefSeq and is a predicted model, not a curated record. The annotation marks the transcript as partial.